UACAUCUGUACCUAUGCGAACCACUGUUCCAGAAUCUGGCAAGAUCCAACUAUAUAUUGUUCCCAAUCUCACAUGAAUCAGGAUUUCAUCAUACACUGCUCAUUUUUGACAAGGAAUUAAAGAACUGGUACCACUGUGAUUCAAAAAGACCGAAAAAAUCAUCAACUGGAAAAUCCUUUAAAAAUGUACAAAAAAUGGUUGACAUGGUAGAACUUUGGAUGACAGCAGUAAAAGAACAAGCCGAUGACAUGCUGGAACAGGGAUGCAGAAUGAAAUUUGAUGAAAAGAACAGUUCAGAAGAAGAACUGAAAAUGAUGGAAGUUCCAUUGACUGAAACCGAGAGAGAAAGCAUAAAGUGGAUCAAGAAUAACUAUAAAACAAAAAUGGCAGUGACAGAACUCAAAGACAGCCCUCAGCAAGGAGAAGAUUCAUUGGAUUGCGGACUUUUUGUAAUGUACACAAUGGAGACAAUUUCGAAAAAAGGGAGAGUUCCAAAGAAGCUCACAAAGGAUGAUAUUUUGAAGUUUAGAGCUCAUGUUGUAAAGUCAUUUGCAGAAAGUAGGCACAGCUGGAACUCAACACAUGAAGAAUCGUAGAAAUUUGUUUAGGGAAUAGGAUAGGUUAU
This is a messenger RNA of Rosa rugosa (rugosa rose), 625 nucleotides long. RefSeq lists its product as uncharacterized. Gene Ontology annotation, biological process: proteolysis. The record is from RefSeq and is a predicted model, not a curated record. Lineage: Eukaryota; Viridiplantae; Streptophyta; Magnoliopsida; Rosales; Rosaceae. Bases 195 to 596 code for a protein of 133 amino acids. The transcript has 3 exons. Gene Ontology annotation, molecular function: cysteine-type peptidase activity.